Molecule: messenger RNA, 745 nt
Organism: Prorocentrum cordatum
Lineage: Eukaryota; Dinophyceae; Prorocentrales; Prorocentraceae
Source: the annotation of a GenBank genome assembly
AUGUACUGCACGCCCCCCACACGUCUUGCAACCCCAUAAAUCUAUGGCACCAGAUCUGCUGCACCACCCCCUUGUCGCUGGAUCCCCUUCUGGGCCAACCCGACAGAGGCCCAGGGACCCCUUCCCGGGGGCUGGCCCUCCGUCCUUCGGCGAGCCCCGGGGGCCGGGGGAGCGGCCCAGCGCCUCCCGCCGUGGGCUUCUGCACGGCGGAUGGGGGCGGCCGCUCCGCAGCAGCAGCCGGUGAGACGCAGCUCGAGGCGGCGCGCCCGGGCGGGAAGCCCGCCCUUCUCACUCCCCCCCGGGCUCGCCGCCGAGAAGCCGUGCAGGCUCGCGGUGCAGUGCACGCGGAGCUCAGGAACACCGAGGCAGUGCCACCGAGCAGUGUGCUCGGCAGGAUCGGACGGGGGCGCCACUGGUGAGGGCGAGGAAGAGGAGGAGGAGGAGGAGGAGGAGGAGGAGGAGGAGGAGAAGGAGGAGUCCAAGAUCAUUACCUAGACACUCUGCGCGACUGUCUGACAGAGGUGCCUCCAGAAGGGAGGUCAACGGCCUGCCGAGCGGUCUUGGCGAUCGAAUGAGCGAUCGAGGGGGAAAAUGACCUGCUGAUGGCAACACGCCUCUCCUGGUGGAGAAGACAUGCAUGGUGGUGGUGGAGGAGGAGGGGGCGGAGGAGGAGGAGGAUGAACAGGAGGAGAUGGAGGAAGACGAGGAUGAGAUACUGCGGCUGAGGCGAGCUAACGCCACAGCA